Molecule: messenger RNA, 817 nt
Organism: Diatraea saccharalis (sugarcane borer)
Lineage: Eukaryota; Metazoa; Arthropoda; Insecta; Lepidoptera; Crambidae
Source: the annotation of a GenBank genome assembly
GCAGUACAAACAAACAUUUACACAUAUCGACACAAAGCACUUCUCGUGUUCGAAGCUCACAAAAAUGUCUCUACUACCAUUACUGAUGGAAUUGGAACGUCCUCGGCGCCUCCAAGACCAACAUUUCGCCCUAGCUUUAACACCCGAAGAUGUCCUGACAAUCGUUGCCCCCCAAUACUCUAGGGACUACUACCGGCCAUGGAAGCAUAUGCCGUCCGUCUUACGUGACUCUGGUUCGACCAUCAGAGCUGACAAAGAAAAGUUCCAAGUCAAUUUAGACGUCCAGCAUUUUUCUCCGGAUGAGAUAACGGUAAAGACGGCUGACGGAUUUUUGGUCGUCGAAGGUCAUCAUGAGGAGAAGCAAGAUGAGCAUGGUUACGUGUCUCGCCAGUUUAAGAGGCGUUAUCAGUUGCCAGAGGGUUGUAAUCUCGAUGCUGUGGAGUCACGUCUGUCAUCUGACGGAGUGCUAACGGUGACAGCACCGCUGGCCCGCCCUGCUAUCAACGAGCGAGUGGUGCCGAUCAUUCAAACGGGACCAGUGAGGACUCAGCCUGAGGGAGCCAAGGAAGCCGGCGGUGGAGAAUGCACUGAAAGCCCAGUCGAAAACGGCCAGUAGAUGCGAACGUUACGUUUGGGCGGCUUGCCAACAAGUGUAUUUAUAUCGAUUGCAAUUUGUUUAUAUCGUGUAUGCAUUUCAAAAUUGAAGGUCUAGGUUGACAUGGGUAAUGUGCCAUGUAAAGUUUGGCCCGUUUCGUCUACUUAUUUUUGCAUCUAAUUUUCACAAUAUUCCAGUAUUCAAUUAAAUCAUUAUCACCUA